Penaeus indicus is the source of this 1534-nucleotide messenger RNA. Its product is annotated as proclotting enzyme-like. Gene Ontology annotation, molecular function: serine-type endopeptidase activity. The coding region runs from base 315 to 1487 and encodes 390 amino acids. The transcript has 13 exons. Gene Ontology annotation, biological process: proteolysis. NCBI's taxonomy places the organism in Eukaryota, Metazoa, Arthropoda, Malacostraca, Decapoda, Penaeidae. The record is from RefSeq and is a predicted model, not a curated record.
UUUCAGUUGAGACUCGGACUCCGCGCUGUAUAAAUGUGUGCCCGGCAACAGGACCCGAUACUUGGACCUGGAGGAGAGGCGACGGCGGAGGUGUCACGUCGAGACGGGAUGUUUGGGACGUGAGGAAAGAAUUCGGCGAGUUGACGAAACUUGGAAAAACCUUCAGGAGAUGCCGCGACGAGACGACCCAGGCCCCGUCCGCGAAGGGUGUCCUGGCACGGUGCCUCAGGAAACACGGGGUCGCUGAGGGGAGGAGUGCCAGCGGGGGGGCCAAGAGGGGGAGAAAGUCCAAGAAGAGGAAGAGGAAGAGGAAGAUGAUGAGGAAGAACGCGCAGAAAAAAGUGACGUGCGGACAGACAUACUGCAUGAAAGCGGGAGAUAAGAAAAUAUUCCGCGUGCGAGCCAACAUGGACGUCUGCGCCAUUUUCGUGCACGGGGAUGGGAGCACAGAACUCGAGAUGAACUGCAAGACAUUCGACCUGUCUGCCUGCACAAAAGAAUACUUUUUCGUUCAAGACCAAACUUCUGAGAAACGGUUCUGUGGAAAGAAAGGUCCCGAGAAGAUGACGGGGAUGCAAGCCUUGUACCUGUUGUACGAGAGAGCCCAGCGGAGUCGGAGGAGGAGGCCGAGGGUGUGGUGUUCCAUCGAAGGGGUCGAGCCUGAUGGUGCGGGCAGCGGCGUCGAGGAUGAAGAUGAGACCAGCUCUGCCGUCCAAGCAAUGGGGUGUGACAAUGUGUGCGGCCAGGCUCCAGCGGGCGCAGGAGCAACCAGGAUCGUGGGCGGGGAGGAGGCGGGCGCGGGAGAGUAUCCAUGGAUGGUGAGGCUGGAUAUCUCCCUCGGCAGUGUCAGCAGGUCGUGUGGAGGUGCCAUCCUGACGACCACGCACGUCGUCACAGCGAGUCAUUGCGUCGACGAUGAAAACUUGGAGGUCACGGUGAGAGCGGGCAUGCAUGACCUGGCCUCGUAUCAGGAGAACACAACCCAGAUUAUCAAGGCCAGGCAAGUUCUCCUGCACCCGGAGUUCAGCCCCGUGACUUCCGCGAACGACAUCGCUCUGCUGACCCUCGCGGAGCCCCUGGAGUGGGCGUCGGGCGUGGGUCCCGUCUGCCUCCCUCCCGACGCGGACUUCGAGGAUCGGGUGGCGGUCGUCACGGGCUGGGGCGCCACGGGGUCGAACGGGCCAUACACCACGAAGCUCAACGAAGUAGCUGUUACUAUCACGGACCAGGAAAUGUGUGAAAAGGCUUAUAUCUCCUCAGACUUCUCUGUCACUGAUAAACACAUCUGUGCCGCUGAUUCUGGGAAAGACGCAUGCCAUGGUGACUCAGGGGGUCCGCUUGUCAUCAAAGAAAACGGGAGAUGGGUUUUGAUCGGCAUUGUGAGCUUCGGCAGGGGGUGUGCCUUGCAAGGAUUCCCAGGCGUGUACACCCGCGUUUCCUCCUACAACACUUGGCUCCUUAGAAAUAUGACUUUUGGAUCGUGUUGACAGUCCUUCAUAGCAAGGGUGUGUCAGGUCCAGUUUUUGAAAUUAAA